This is a messenger RNA of Temnothorax curvispinosus, 2328 nucleotides long. RefSeq names its product GPI mannosyltransferase 4 (gene PIG-Z). Gene Ontology annotation, biological process: GPI anchor biosynthetic process. Gene Ontology annotation, molecular function: alpha-1,2-mannosyltransferase activity. Bases 226 to 2274 code for a protein of 682 amino acids. Lineage: Eukaryota; Metazoa; Arthropoda; Insecta; Hymenoptera; Formicidae. The record is from RefSeq and is a predicted model, not a curated record. The transcript is spliced from 5 exons. Gene Ontology annotation, cellular component: endoplasmic reticulum membrane.
UCCAAAACUUCAGAGAAAAGUGAAGUUGGCAGAAAACUGCACGGACAUGGGCCGGUUUCACCGAUUAGUUUAAUCAACGCAAAUGAUGUUUCUGAUUACGAAUUUUGAUUGCGAUAAAACAGAAAAGAUAAUUCAUAACUCUUCAUAAUUUUUUUACUUUUAAAUAAAUGUCCAAGAAUUGCCAUUGAGGUUAAGUUAUGACGAACUAAUCCUUGUACAGUAAACAUGUCACUGAAGCAUAAAAACGAAUACCGCAGAUCUAUCGAUGAUUACCAAACUGCGGCACCUGUGCAACGUAGGAUCGGUCUCUAUUGGAUCCUGGCCACAUUGAGAAUAGUCCUCACUUUUGCUCCACAGACAGGCUACAUUCAUCCCGACGAGUUCUUUCAGUCCAUCGAAGUUGUCUCUGGAGACCACUUCGAUAUUGAUGUCUACAAACCAUGGGAGUUUAACGCUACCUUUCCCAUACGUUCUAUGUUCGUGCCUCAAGUCGUUGUCGGUUUGCCUUACGCAAUUCUCAAGAGACUGUCUCCGUAUACAUUUUACUUCUUCGGAAUGUCAUUGAGGAAACCUUAUUUCUUCGUGCUCUUCCCCCGGCUCUUCAUGUGUGCGCUCUCUUUCCUGUCGGAUUACUUUCUAUAUAAGAUCUGUUACAUGUACGGCCAGAACUACAGAGUCAGGCUUGUUACGUACGCUAGCUCCUACGUCAUGCUCACCUACGCUACCCGUACGCUAUCCAAUUCUAUUGAAUUGGUGCUGACUGCCGCACUGCUGUAUUUCGUUUCCCGGUGCAUGGCGUAUUCGGAGAAGGUGGUGUUGCAGAAUGAUUAUCUCUCCAAGAAGUAUAGCGAAGCAGCGACUGCCGUAGAGCGAGUCAAGUACUACAAGCUCAGGGCAUUGCUGCCCUCGCAUUCUCUGAACGACUGCUUUGUGCUGGCCACGAUAACGGUAAUAGGGAUAUUUAACAGGCCGACUUUCGUCGCGUUUGCCUUCGUCCCCAUCUUCUUCUGGCUACAAAGAGGAAUGAACUCGAAAAGCGUCGGCUUCAGAGACUUUCACAUCAGAAUGUUCGUCUUUGUUCUCUGCGGAUUGCCGGCCGCGAUAUUUUUCAUUCUAGUCGACAGUUUCUACUUCGGAUACCUGACGAUGGCGGAGAUAGGCCAGUUGGAGAUCGGAAUCAACAAUUUUGUGGUGACGCCAGUUAAUUUCCUCAAGUACAAUGCGGACACGAAGAAUUUGGAGUCGCAUGGACUGCAUCCUCAUUUCCUGCAUUUCCUAGUCAACAUUCCACUGCUGUUUAACGUUUUGGGAGUUAUUGGAUUAUUGACGGUCGCGAAAAUGAUACAUAGUGGGCUGAAGGCACAAUGGCUGCAUCUACCGCGCCUGCAGAGCAUCGUAGGCCUGAUGACAUUUACGUUCAUCAUCCCAGUCGUCUUGUUGUCUGUCUUUCCUCAUCAAGAACCUCGUUUUAUAAUCCCGGUGCUCUUCCCGCUGGUGUUUCUUUACGCGCCUGAACUGAGUCAAGUCCCCAGUCUGGAUAUCGUCCGCAGAUAUGUCAAUGAUGACGGAAAUAGCGAGACCUACAGUCCCGUCGAACCGACGAAGCACAAGUCCAGGAAAUUGAUGCUCUGGUACAUCAGCAAUCUGUUGUUGGCCUUCUUCUACGCUUUCGCGCAUCAGGGCGGAGUUUUACCGCUCGUGUCCCACAUCACAACGGAGCUGAAGGCCAAACCGCAUCUCACUCACGUGCACCUGUAUACCUCGUACAGUUACUCGCUGCCCACAGCGUUGCUGCAGCUGCGCAAUACCCGCAGGAUCUAUCGCAGCAGCAGUAAUCACAAAUACAAACUGACGCAGGACUUUCACAUGUACGAGCAAGGCUCCAAGCCUUUGCCGUGGGUAUUCGAUAGCAUCGCCAGGAGGAUCAAGGAUUGCGAGGAGAAUUUUGUUGUCAACAGGAUCCCAUACAGACUGUAUUACGCGUUACCGGCCUCCGCGAUAAACGAGUUCACGGAGUUGUCGAGCAAUAAUUCACACUUGUUCAGGUUCCACCUAGUCAAUACUUUCUAUCCUCACAUCUCUAUAGAGAAAUUGCCAUCGUUGCGUUCAUUCGGUGUACUUGAACAUUUGUUAAGUUUUCGGGACGAUGGCAUUUUUAGCAGUAUCGUCGCGACUGCAAAAGAUGUUUAUGAAUACGUUGAGCAAUUUAGAUUAUUAUUGCUAAAAAUCGAAUACUUAGUGCCUGAAUCGAAGCAAAAUAGGCUUAAUAAAUAAAUAAAUUUCAAAAAUGGCUAAUAUAACAAAUAAACUUAAAAAAAUUGUAUUACA